This is a messenger RNA of Naegleria fowleri, 705 nucleotides long. RefSeq lists its product as uncharacterized. The transcript is spliced from 2 exons. Gene Ontology annotation, molecular function: S-adenosylmethionine-dependent methyltransferase activity. The record is from RefSeq and is a predicted model, not a curated record. Bases 1 to 705 code for a protein of 234 amino acids. Lineage: Eukaryota; Heterolobosea; Eutetramitea; Acrasida; Naegleriidae.
AUGAGCCAAAUUCCUGGAUCUGCGUCAUCAUCAUCGGAUCAAAACUUUGAACCUGAAAAUACUCACGACUACAAACAUAAAUGGUAUUGGGAUCAACGAUUUGAAAAAGAAGACCAUUACGAUUGGUUAGGAACAUUUCAACAAUGGAAACCCUAUUUAGAGCCUUAUCUCACUGCUCAUCAUUCAAAACAACAAGUCAAAAUAUUAAUUGUCGGAUGUGGUAAUAGUACAUUGAGUGAAGAUAUGUACAAGGAUGGAUAUCAUUCCAUUACUAAUAUGGAUUAUAGUCAUACUGUGAUUGAAAAGAUGAAAUUAAAACAUCCAAAUAUGGAAUGGAUUGAAAUGGAUAUGAUGGAUAUGAAAGGCUUUGCAGAUUGUACUUUUGAUAUUGUAUUAGAUAAAGGUACAAUGGAUGCAUUAGUAGUAGAUGCUGGAGAUCCAUGGGAUCCUGAACCACAUGUUCGAGAACAGACCAGGAAAAUGUGUUGUGAAGUAUAUCGAGUUUUAAAACCGAGUGGAAGAUUUUUACAAAUUAGUUUUUCUCAACCUCAUUUUCGCAAAAUUUUCCUCAAUCCAAAGAAAGAAGAUGGUGAAACUAAUUUAUUGGACUGGUCUUACAAGUCUAUUCAUGUGGAUGAAAUUGGUUUUGGAUAUCCUUUGUUUAUUCUUCAAAAACCUCCAUUCACUUCUCCUCCAUCCGAAUAA